This is a messenger RNA of Harpegnathos saltator (Jerdon's jumping ant), 2635 nucleotides long. RefSeq lists its product as uncharacterized. Gene Ontology annotation, cellular component: nucleus. Gene Ontology annotation, molecular function: RNA binding. The transcript has 11 exons. Bases 1391 to 2569 code for a protein of 392 amino acids. The record is from RefSeq and is a predicted model, not a curated record. Lineage: Eukaryota; Metazoa; Arthropoda; Insecta; Hymenoptera; Formicidae.
GAGUACCAAGCGCCGCGCACUGUCAGUUCGCGUCCGUCUGCCGUCGCUGUGUCCUCGUCCUUGCUUCGUUCGCAGUGCCGCGAUCGCGUACGCGAUCGAACCACCACCACGACGACGACGACGACGACGUCGAGUACUAUUACGACGACAAAGUCUUCCAAAGUCGGAGUCCCCCAAAGGCAAGGCCAAUAACCCGCCGAGUAUCGAGUCCACUCGAAAUCUAUAGAUCGGCAGUCAUCGUGAUCGAUCGAUCGAUAGGUCGAGCGGGACCUGCGGAAGCGUCCUUCGCCGGGACGUUCUCGUGACUAGUCCCGACUAGUCCCGGGGUAGUUUGAUUUGAGUUUCCUUCAGGAUCCUUCAGAACCUGUGAACACUCGCGGAGCGGUCCGCGAACAUCACGGGGAAGAAACUCGCUGAGAAUUCGAGGUAUCUCGCGGCGAUUGGAAGAAAAGUUCAGAUUUGAACUCGCGCGUGAGCGAGACGUGCGUGAGGGGAAACUACUUCGCGGAGAAAAGGGAGCAUGAGAGAGCCCGGGUCCCAGUAGAUCCUGGUAGACGGUGAAAGCGACUUGAAGAAGUGACGGUCUCGCGGAGUCGUCGAACAUUUUCGGUAAGCGGAAAUCGGAAGUUUGAUCCUCGGGCGAUUUGUAAACAGCACGCGAACUCGGCGAGGACUUCCUCGCACCUCGACAGCCGACGCUCGGCGUCGUGCGAAUUUUUCGCCACGUGGCGGUGAACGAUUCUGGACUUCUUCGGAUCGUCGGACGUCGGAGGCGCACGUCUCGUGUUUUAUGACUUCUGAAAAAGGCUCCCGUCGCAGUCUCCUUGCCCACGACAUUCCCGCAGAGUCCAGAGGAGGAUCGUCCGGCUGUCGCGCGAGAGCUUGACGAGGAGACGAGGAGUUGGUGCUUCGCACGUCCUGCGAAUCGCCGUCGAUUCGUUUCCACGCAGAACUUCCCGCGGGAAAAUCUCCGCUCUCCCUGUGGAUUUUCGGCCCUUUCACCAGUGCUCCCUUAAGAUCCCUCUGCAAGGGAAGAGGACGGACUCUCCUUCGGGCUUCGUAUUCUGGGACCUUUAGGAUGAACAAGCGUGACAUUUAAAGGGCUUCUACUCAUCCCGAUAUCCGCCUCUGAAUAGUCCUGAAUACAAUAAGGCCGGCAUAGAACAGUGGAAUUAUUAGAAGGCAAUAAGACCUUGAAGUUGAUCGAUCUGCGGCCUGAUAGUUUUGAAGAAUCGCUGAAUUGAAUCUCCUGCCGCUCUCGGCGAAUGGUAGAUGGAUCUAUUUUGAUAUCUGACAGAAAGUCGUCCUCUCUGCUGCAGCGUUUUCGAAUCGAGACUCGCGGCCAAUCGAUCGAUCGAUCGGGUACCGAGAGUGUGCGUGUGGAUCGUGCAUGUCCGAAGUCGGCGAUUCGCAGGCGAUGAAGAUGAGCAAAGUGGGUAAUCAGACCAAUUCGCAGGACCCACAGGCGGUGAACUCACGCGUCUUCGUCGGGAACCUGAACACGUUUCAGUGCAGCAAGACCGACGUCGAGCGAAUGUUCCAGCGCUAUGGCCGCCUCGCCGGUAUCUCCAUGCACAAGGGCUAUGCGUUCGUGCAGUUCACUAACCCGUUCGACGCGCGCAGUGCGUGCCUCGGCGAAGACGGCCGCACCGUGCUCAGCCAGAUUCUCGAUGUGAACAUGGUAGCCGAGCCGAAGCCUCACCAGACCGGACGUAAACGGCAAAACGUCACCAAGACCGGCAACGACUGGGACUACUACUAUGACAGUUACUACGCGUCGACCGCAUUUCCACCGCGCUUGGCACCACCGUUGAAGCGGCCGCGUCUGAUGCCACCGACGCGGGCGCAGCAUCCGAAACUGCAGAAACAGCAACCGACGGCGAACAUCAGCACAGUGCCCGACUUGAAUCAACUUAAAGUAUACAGCAAUCCGGACAUACUGAUCUGCGGCAACUGCAGGGAGAUGUUCACGGAACUCGGGGAGCUGUUGGAGCACAAGCGAAACUAUUGCAAGUUGCGGUUCACAUGUAAAUGUCACACCUUCAACGGAGCCGCCCCAAGAGACUCGACGACGUCGCUGCUCUGCGUCCUCUGCAAGCUCUCCUUCUUGAGCGCCUGGGAGCUGAUGGUCCAUGCACAGGCGGCCCACAUGAUCAACAUCUACGAGCUGGGCACAAGAGCGCCCAGCCCGCCGCGAAGUCCCAGCCUGGACCAGCCGAAGGAGUCGUCGCCCUCCCCGCAGGAUUUCCAGGAAAUCAAGGCUACGGACUGCGAGGAGCGCGCGGAGGAGGAGGAGCUUGAUGGACACGAGUUAAUACCGUCCCCUGACAGUGGCAAGUCAACGGACAACGAAGCGGCUCUGUCGCCGAUCAAGAUUCGAUCUGACGUCAACGGCUUGGAUCACGAGGACUGCGACGAAUUGAUCCACGUAGAGAACACCACGCAGGCCUGCAUCAUGCACGCUCUCAGCAUUGAUUCGUCUUUAGAAUUGAAUUCUGAUACGAGCUCGAGAGGGGCUUCUGGAACAGUAAUGGCCUUGACCAAUGGAUCAUUAUCAGCAAAGGAAUAAACGAGAGAAGAAGAGAGAAAGAGAAGAGAAAGAGAGAGAGAGAGAGAGAGAGAGAGAGAGAGAGAG